Messenger RNA from Schistosoma turkestanicum, 3870 nucleotides. The record is from the annotation of a GenBank genome assembly. NCBI's taxonomy places the organism in Eukaryota, Metazoa, Platyhelminthes, Trematoda, Strigeidida, Schistosomatidae.
AUGAACAAGUAUGAAGUUUCUUUAUCCAAAUGGAUGCUGCUUAUUUAUUUAUUGGAUACUACACAUUAUUCUCUUAGUGAAAGUACUACCAUUCAAAUUUCUAAUCAAAAACUUAACCGAAUUUACGAACUAAUCGGUAUGGAUAAUGGGAUUCGGACAAGUGAAAAUAAUGACAAUAUGUCUCAAAAAAUAUCGGAUAAUCAGCAAAUGCUUUUUGAUAAAAAUAUUUUUUCAAUAAAACCAACCAAUAUUACAGUACGAGAGCAUGUAAAACAUGUUCGUUUUGAUUGUCAAAUCAAUGAAAAGAUCAAUAUCCUAUCGCACAAAUGGUUAAAAAAUAAAGUAGACAUACAUUUUCACUCAGAUGUUCAACAUCGCUAUCAAAUUUUACAAAAUCGUAGUUUGUAUCUUACACAAAUUAAUCGAAAUGAUGCUGGGAUCUAUACCUGUCAGAUUGUUUUAGAACAUUCAAACAAUUACUAUUAUCAUGUGAAACCACAUUCUGUCGGACAGUACGGAAGUAACCAAAGACCAAUCGAAUACUCAUCUGAAUAUUUACACAGUCAUGCAUCUGGGUAUAACGAAGAACUUGAAAAGGUGAAACGGAAUUUUGAAGCAUCUGCCUGGUUAAAUGUUCAAUACAUUCCAAAUGUUCAAAUCAACCACUCUAUAAAUCCAAUAUACUUGGGUAGAAAUGGUCCAGGACGUAUUCCGUGUAUUGUAGAUGCAACUCCAUCGAUUGAUCUAAUUGAAUGGCGUAAAUUAAUGAAUUCAUCAACAAAAGCACAUUCCAAUGUGAUAAUGAAUUCUUUUCAAAAACAUUCGAAAAGUAAAGGUACAAUUUUACCAGUUGAACAACUUUUAAGAGAUGAAAAUAUCAGUUCGUAUUUCACGAUUUAUUGGUAUGAAUGGGAUGUUGUAAAAGAAAAUGACGCUGGAUUCUAUCAAUGUCGAGCUCGCAAUACAAUUGGAUGGAGUUCAUGGUCGCCAAAUCUACAAGUGAUUGUAAAUGAAUUACCUCGAUUUAUAAGGACGCCAAAUUUAAUUGAAUUCGUAAGGAACAAUAUGCCAUUAAUAUUACCAUGUGAAGCUUAUGGACAACCUAAACCAACAGUUCAAUGGUUUUAUAGUAAAUUAAAUCAACAAAAUAGUAAUUUAUCAAAAUCUGUUAUGGUAAUAAGCUUAAACAAUAACACAUACAAGAUAGCAAUAAAGAAUUCUGUGAUAAGCCGAGAACACGAUCUCACUGGCAACAAAGAAGAUAUCACCCAACAAUCUAACAAUGCUAUUAAUCAUAGUGAUCAAUAUUCAUUUGAAAAUGAUAAGACGACUAAUGAACUACCAAUCUUAAGUGUCAUUUUACCUAGUGGUGUAAAUAAAAUACCAGAUGGAAGUCUGCUAAUCUACACUUGGAAUGCUUCAAAAGUUACCGGACAGUAUUUUUGUAUUGCAAAAAAUUCUAUUGGUUAUAUUAUAACAUCCGUUGAAAUAAAACAAGACCAAUCAAUACAGAUUUUUGAUAAACGUCCUAACAAUAUAAUUUUACAUGUCAAACCUUUAAUACACUCUGCAAUAUUAUCUUGGAAUACAGUUAAACUACCUGCCAUAUUGCAUUCUGAAACUACUGUUGAUUCCAUCAAAAAACAAUGCUAUUAUGUGACAUAUCAUUCACUGGUUCGAUCAGGAGAUGAAUGGAUCGCAACUGUUAUACAACCAGAAUACGCUAGUAAAAUACGAUUACAUGGACUAAUUCCAAAUGAAUUAUAUGCCUUCCGAAUAAGUCAUUGGUGCACACAAUCGAACCAUAAUCAUUCGAGUAGUUCCACUGUACUAACUAGAACUCAGUUACCACUGGAUAACAGUGCUGAAUCAACUUUAAUGAAUAACAAUACCCAAUAUUGGGAGCUCGAACAAGGAAUAGAUUCACCUAAACCACCGUCUCCACAAUCAUUAAAACUACAAAUAAUUCAAACUGAACAAUAUAGUAGCAUUCUCACAUGGGAAGUUCAAGGGAAUCCACAAAUUUCAUUAAUUCAAUCAAAUGUUCAACAAAAACACAAUGAAAAGUCAGAGGAGUCUAUUUCAUAUUUUCAAGUGGAAUUUAUUGUUUGUACACUUCUUAAAACAAACUUAUUGGGAAUUAGUAAUUGUACUGACAGUAAUAAUUAUGUCUAUCAAUGGAAGUCAUUAGCACCAGUACGUUAUCCUAAAUUAACUUUUGAAUUCAACAAUAACCAAAUAUUUCUAUUGGAAGAAUACAACAGAAAUGAUUAUUUAACUGUUGACAAUGAUGCAAUCAGAACAGCUGUUGAAUAUAAUGAAUUAAAUGCUUUUUUAACCAAAUUACAUGAUAAUUCUUUAGUGUAUGAAUUGAGAUUUCGUGUAAAAUCUUUUGGUUUAACGUCUGUUAGCGAACCAUCCAAUGAAAUAAUCAUUAAACACCCUUUAUUACCAUCCAUCUUAAAUGCACUCAACCAAACUCUUCAUUAUGAACGUUAUCUUAUAUACAAAGCAAUUAGACAAGCAUAUUUUGAAUCAUUAGAAAAUUAUGCACAAAAUUCUAUUCAUGUAAAAUUACAUGAUAUUAAUAUGACAACAUUGAAAAACUCUAGCAUUUUCAGUCCUAAUUAUUUAACAAAUGAACAAUUUCGAACUCAUUGGUAUGUGUUUUGCCUAAUUUUUAUUUCAUUACUGAUUAUAUUAAUUCUAACGUUUAUAUUAUUAAGAAAAUCAUUCAAAAAAAUUAAAAUACAAUUACAAAGCAAGAGAAAGAAGAACACGAAGAAGUCCGUAAAUCAGUAUCAUCAACAGCAUAUUGUUGCAACAUCAUCAUCUAAUGUGCAUAUUUUAAAUAAUCAAUAUCAAGCAAAUCAGACAUCUCUGUGCAAUUCAUUUGAUUUAUAUAAUUCAAAUUAUGUACUCAAUGAAUUCACACAGAAAUCAAUACCGAUCGAUGAUGGCAAAUUAGAUGCAUGCAUGAAUCAUGAUUGCUGUGAUUGUAAAUUUGAACAUUUAAAUCAUUAUUUGAAUUCACAACAUCCUGAACAACAUUCAAUGAACACAACAGUUUUCAAUUCAAAUCAUUCACUUGAAUGUCAAGUACAAACUGGACAUGUGAAUUGUGAUCAAGUAUAUUUAAUUUUAUCUAGUUGUAAAAAUUCAGCUUAUUAUUCUCCGGACACUAAAAAAAAUCCACAGAUAAUUGGUAUAGAAAAUACAAAUUUAGAAAAUGUUUGGAAUACUGAAGAUGUAGCAGAGGAAACGGAUAAUCAUUUAACAAACAAACAUUAUGCAGUGAUGACACCUGAAUUUUUGAGGUACGUUAACAUCUACCUGAAUAAUUUUGCAUUUAUCGUACAUGAUGGAACUAAAAUUUAUGCGCAAACCAAUUUGAUGUCGGAAUAUGUGGACCCCCUACAUCAAACUAUCAUAAAACAUACACUGAAUGAACCAGAAAGCAUCGUACCAUGUAAAUGCUUACAAGCUUCUAGCUUAACAUUAUACUCACCACGUUCAAAUCGUUUGCCAUCAAAAACGUUUCAUACCUCAUCAAAAUGCUACUGUACUGAAUAAGUUCAAACUAUUCACUGUGUAGAACAACCGCAUCAAUGUAACUCCAAGUAUGCAUCACUAUCAGGAUCACAUCCGGAAGCAAUGUUUAUAGUUACAAAGUAAACAGAUUAUUCAAAAGUUGAAGUAAAGACCAGAUAAAUAUUUUCAAUGCUCAAAAAUGACUACUUCAGAUUUCACAACGUUAUUUUUAUGUUUUUCUACUGUUUUCUUUUAGUAUGAUUUUGGUUUUAGUUUCCAUAUUUCUUCUCAUCUCCAAUGAUUAUAAAACAAUAUUUACAAUUGUAAAGAAAAUUAAAU